AAACUAAAAUAAAAUUAUAUUUUAGUUAUAAUUUUCAUUAAAUUUGUUUUAUUCUGAUUAAAUUAAAAGUAUGUAGACUGAACAACAUAUCCACAAAUAUUAAGCCGCUUAGACUAGGAUUUUGAUUUUUAUAACAGCGGAUCGAAGCGGGCUGACGCGUCAAAACCAAAAAAGAGUCCACUGCGGUUAGGGUUAAAAUCUAUGUGCGUACACUAACUGAUAGUCAAGGGCGGAAGCAGCUUAGAGUCAUAAGGGUGAUUUUUUUUUUUUUUUAUAACAACAGAAAAUUGACUCAAACAAGCCAAUUGGGAAUAAAAGAGUUAACAUAUGUAAUAACAUAAGGGUGAAUUUCAUAAUUUCAUAAGAUUGACUCAAAUCCUAAUUUCAUAAGAUUGACUCAAACCCUAAUUUCAUAAGGGUGAAUUGAUCCUGAAAUUUGUAAAAUUAGGUGAAAUAUGAAGAAAAAAAUUAAAUUGAUCCUUGUAAAAUAUCAAAAUUAACCCCUAUAAAAAAAUUUAAUAACACAGUUGACUCAUUAAAUUUUUCUUUUUGACCUGAUAAACUGAUUUUGCUAGCUCAUCACUUGGUGAUACCUAUCUGAUCUCUAUAUGUAUACAAAGAUUAUCCCACUCGUUGUUUCCUCUCCAGGGUUCCUAUCAAAUUAGGGUUUUUUUUUUCUAUUGCUGUUUAAUUUCAGAAGCUUUUUUUCAUAAUGUCUCUACUAAAACAACUUCCACCGCAACCCAAAUCCAAAAGGCAGAAGGGGUCGUCCUCGUCGUCGCUGCCUUGCUUUGAUGAUUUUGGCAAGAGUUUACAACAACUGAGCCACCAUUCUGCGAGUCUUAAAAAUCAUAUUACGACGCAACUUUUAAAAAUCAUCAAAAAAGACAAAAAAAGAAACAAACUCGCAUACGAUGAGAAGGAGGAGAAGGAGAAGGAGAGGAAGAAGAACAAGAAUAAGAAGAAGAAGAAGAAGAAGCUUCACCUAGUCCUUGACUUGGACCACACGCUUAUCCAGUCGAAGGUGGUUCGGAACCUUCCUAUGGAGGAGAAGUAUCUACUCGAAGAAGCUGAUUCAAGGCUUGAUCUAUGGAUAUGCAGCUACGACAGUUGCUGUGAAUUUAUGAUAAAGCUACGACCUUUUGUUCAUGAGUUUCUAUUAGAAGCCAACAAGCUUUUCACCAUGCACGUUUACACAAUGAGCAGUUCCAGUUACGCUAAGACAGUGUUGAAGUUGAUUGAUCCAGAUAAAGUAUACUUUGGAGACCGAGUCAUAACCAGAGAAGCAAGUCCUUACUAUAAGACACUUGAUCUUGUUAAGGCUGAUAAGCGUAGAGUGGUGAUUGUGGAUGAUACGGUUGAUGUUUGGCCUUAUCACCAGAGAAACUUGUUGCAGAUCACCAGAUACAAAUAUUUCAGAGACGCUGGUACAAUGUCGGAAUCAUACGCAGAAGCGAAGAAAGACGAGAGCCGACGCAAAGGAUCAUUGGCAUAUGUUUUGAAGUUCCUUAAACAUGUUCACAAAAGAUUCGAAGAGGAGUUAGAUUGUAAAGAUUUGAGGCCAUUGAUACCUGAUCCUUGCACACAAUGCUGCUUCUGACUUCUGA
This is a messenger RNA of Camelina sativa (false flax), 1607 nucleotides long. NCBI's taxonomy places the organism in Eukaryota, Viridiplantae, Streptophyta, Magnoliopsida, Brassicales, Brassicaceae. The record is from RefSeq and is a predicted model, not a curated record.